Tetrahymena thermophila SB210 is the source of this 849-nucleotide messenger RNA. RefSeq names its product phospholipid-translocating P-type ATPase, flippase family protein. The transcript has a single exon. The record is from RefSeq and is a predicted model, not a curated record. Lineage: Eukaryota; Ciliophora; Oligohymenophorea; Hymenostomatida; Tetrahymenidae.
UUAAAAAGAAAUAAAAAUAGGUUUUUAAAAAAAAUGAUAAAAAGAAACCCAAAAGAAAGGUAAAGCCCAUUUGAAAAGCACUUUUACAGGCACUUAUAUAAUGUUUAAAUUACUUUAAAUUAGCUAAAUGAGAGUAUUCGUUCAAGUAGAAAAUAGAGAUCUGAAUAAUAAAACUCUACUCAGCUUGUAAAAGUCAAAGAAUGGUAGAAUUAAAGCGACGACGAUGCAAAUAAAAAAAAGGUUCACGAGAACAAAAAUUAAAAAAAAUCAUUUGUUCUGUUAAGGAUUCUAUUUCUAGUUUUAAUAUGGAUUUUUGGAGUUGCUUUUUUAAUGAGAACAAAAACUUAUAACAGCAUAAGACUGUCUAAAUCUGAUUGGGAGCAACUUGUUGUAAAACAAUUUUCAAGAACAUAUUCCUUUAAUAAUUCUUUCUAAUAAGAAGUGGAGAAGCUUAACUAAUUUAGCUUUGUUGAUUAUUGCAUCGCAAUGAAGGCUCAAUGGUUAUAUGAACUUAACCCAUAUUAUAGCUCUACUAUAGAAUCUUAAUUAAAUAAUUUAUGGAAAUUAGGAUAAAACAAAGUACAUGAUUUUUCUAUUUUCGAAGUUAAUUCUACUUUCAUUUACUUUCGUGUUUUUGAAAUUAGAAGAAAGAAGGGUGCUUAUAGCUUUAAGUUAGAUAUAACUUUUAUUUAAUAUGAUUUCAAAGAAUUACAGAGAGUAUAUCUUAAAUAAACUAACCAGCAAUUAAUAGAUAAAUAGACUUUUAAUCACAUAUACCUCUAGUAAAAUACAAUUGUAAAAAAUCUUUUCUAAAAUGGUAUUUAAGAUCAUUUAUAAUAGAAAUUAUGA